UCAACAAACAAAAUUAUGUUUGUUUUACUGCAGCAGGAUUGUGUUUAUGCACAGUGUGAUAUUUCAGUGUCUGAGAAGCAGUGAGCAAGACAGCAGUGAUCAACAAUAAUCUUAAUUCCCAGCCCAGCAGAUACCAGUUAAGGAAAGAAAAAGGUGUAAAUGAUCAAACAAAGGAAUUACUUGAAAGAGGACUUGUAAGGCAAAAGUAUGUAAAGGUACUUAAGUUCUCACACUGGUGUUUUUCUUUGAAAAGAAGAUCUAAACUUUUAAACCAGAAGGUGCUUUUCAGAGAACAUAAACAGGGAGGGAGAGGAGGGGACAAACUAAAAUAACUGAAGCAGUGAUGAAGUGAUGAAGGACUCGACUCUGUCUUUUCAAAGAGCAGUGCGGAAAUCGUUUCUGUUGAAAGCCCCCAAGCAACCACUGAUCUGGCUUUUGACUAAGUAAAUUGAUUUCUGUGAGGAAGAAGCAAUCAUGAAACUUCCUGUGGCUCUGGGCUGACUGAGAAGUGAAAGGUGCAGGGGCUGGGCCUGUCAGAAGUGUGGUCUGACCAGAAGGAACCUGGCUGGAGGUUUAAUUGAACACGUGGCUUCCUGGGGAGGUGCAGAGGAGGUGCUACAGGGCAGGGGAAAAGCUGUGCAGAUGCAGACCCUGGACUGAGCUUUGCUGCUUAUCAGAUAUCAGCUCCUCAGUCCUACUGCACACAUCUGGUCCCUAGCAGGAGGAACAGUACUUGUCCAUGUAGAAUGUUCAGUGAAGCUCCUGAAGGAGAGGGAGUUCUGCCAUCUCGGUUUGGACUCGGUGGUCUUUGAGCCCUUCCAGCUCAGAAUAUCCAGUGGUUCUGUGACCCCACAUGACCCUGGUGUAGCUGCCCAGAAGGAGUUUCUUGCCACUCUGUAAAUCACCACUAAGGACAUCUGACCCGACCUUGGAUCUCUGCUGUGUGGGAACUCAGCACAUCCCUCUGGAUGUCCAGAGUUGGAGACUCUUCAUGUUGACUUCAAACACAUUUGGGACAGCUUCUGCCUCACAGUUCCCCUUUCCACCACUGCUGAACUGUUGAUGCCACAGGGGAGACAGGAAGACUUGGCCACCAUCCUCACCCUGCUCCUGUCCUUGUCAGGAUCCGGUGUCCAACAGGAGCUGAGCUCGAGGAGUUCCAAGCUCCACGUGCUCCCACGGGAGCAGCUGGGGCUGGAAGUUGUCAUGGGGAAUUUGUAGAAGAUGGAGCCUGGCAAGAGAUGUGAGGUCUCCUCCCUGAAGGCCUCAGCCAGCAGGAGCCAUGCGAUGCUCCCUGAAACGCUCCCUCACAGUUCUGCUUGCCGUCUCCUUCCUCCUCCUCCUCCUCCUCCUCCAUGGGAGCAGCUGGCAGGAACAGGAUCCCCUGGAGGUGCAGCUCAGGGGCCUGGCUCCCGACACGAUCCUGCAGCUGCUGCAGCCAGAGGGAGCCCAGCACAUCCUCAGGGACACAGCUGAGCUCUCUGCACUCCACAACAUCUCCUAUCAGCUCCUCGCUGGCUCCCCGGCUCCCCGAAAAAAAUUCCUGGCGGUGGGAAUGGCAUCCGUGCAGAGGCCACGUGGUUUCUACCUCCUGGCCACACUCCAGUCCCUGUUCAGCCAGUCCACGGAGGAGGAGCUGCAGGAGAUGGUGGUGGUGGUGCACCUGGCUGACACCGAUCCUGGCUGGAAUGUGCGCGUUGCCGCCACCAUCGCCCAGAAGUUUGCUCGCCACAUCCUCCUGGGCCGGCUCCUGCUCAUCCACGCUCCCCCUGAGUUCUACCCCACCCUGGAAGGCCUGAAGAGGAACUUCAACGAUGCAGAGGAGCGGGUGAGGUUCCGCUCCAAGCAGAAUGUGGACUAUGCCUUCCUGCUCGCCUUCGCCGCCAACCUCUCCUCCUACUACCUGAUGAUCGAGGACGACGUGUGGAGCGCCAGGUCCUUCCUGACGUCCAUCCGCAGGGCACUGGCUUCCCAGGAGGGCUCAAACUGGGCUACCCUCGAAUUCUCCAAGCUGGGCUACAUUGGAAAGCUCUACCACUCCAGUGACCUUCCUCGCCUGGCUCACUUCCUCCUCCUCUUCUACCAGGAAAUGCCCUGUGACUGGCUGCUGGUCCACUUCCGCCAGCUGCUCACCCAGAAGGAUGUGAUCCGCUUCAAGCCAUCCCUCUUCCAGCACAUGGGCCUCUACUCCUCCUUCCAGGGCACUUUCAACCGGCUGAAGGACGAGGAUUUCCAGGCCGAUGCCUUGGACCUCCCGGACAACCCACCAGCAUCCCUGUACACCAGCAUGUCCAUCUUUGAGAACUACGAGCCCCUCAAGGCCUACAGCUCAGCACAGGGGUACUUUUGGGGCAAAGACCCAGCAGCUGGCAGUACUUUUACCAUCGUGUUCCAGCAGCCAGCCCGAGUCAGCCGUGUCCGGGUACGCACGGGCUCCGUGGAGCGCCCGGGCGAUUUCCUGCGCGCAGGGCUGCUGGAGCUGGGCCAGCGCCGCAACCGCAGCCGGGACUGCUCCUCCUAUGUCCCUGUGGGCUCCUUCGAGAAGGGAACCCUGGAGCAGCAGGAUCUGGAGAAGGUCCUGCCUGGGCCCGUGGAGUGCGUGAGGAUCCGGGUGACCCAGGACCAGAGCGAGUGGCUCAUCAUUGAGAGCAUCGACAUCUGGACCACAGCAGGCACUUGAGCACAACACCUGUGCCAGGAUGUCAAAGCAGCUGGAUUUGGUUCCUUUAUUUUUCACAUUGCCUUUUUGGAUAAGAAAUUAAGUUAUUGGCUCUCACUGCUCCAUGUCUGGAGAGAUGGGAAACACUGCUGUGGGCUGUGGAUGGAUCUAGGAGCAGGGCCCAUCAGAAUGUACCUGCUGGGGGAUGCCCCAAUGAGCCAAGGAGGGGGAAGGCACUUGGGAAUUCAGAGCUGAGCAGUAGAAAACCUUUCCUCCCGGGGAGGAUGAUGUACAGGACAAAGCUGAUCAGCUAAUUAACAAACCAAAUAAUUCAUCA
Agelaius phoeniceus (red-winged blackbird) is the source of this 2996-nucleotide messenger RNA. The record is from RefSeq and is a predicted model, not a curated record. NCBI's taxonomy places the organism in Eukaryota, Metazoa, Chordata, Aves, Passeriformes, Icteridae.